Messenger RNA from Oryza sativa Japonica Group (Japanese rice), 911 nucleotides. RefSeq names its product rapid alkalinization factor 23. Gene Ontology annotation, biological process: calcium-mediated signaling. The record is from RefSeq and is a predicted model, not a curated record. Lineage: Eukaryota; Viridiplantae; Streptophyta; Magnoliopsida; Poales; Poaceae. Gene Ontology annotation, cellular component: plasmodesma.
GGCUGUCUGGCACUGCAUUGAAUGCACCUCCUCACUCACUCUCACACACACACACACACAAGAGAGGCUCUGCCUCUGCCUCCUCCUCCAUCAAGGAAGGAGUACAUCACAGGAUACAGAUCCAGACUCCAGAGCCCCAUAGAGAGAGAAAAUUCAGCUACUCCUAGAUGAGACCCUGAGUGAGAGAAGAAGCAAAGAAACAACAACAAGAAGAAAGAGAGAUCUCCCUCUUCCAUCAACAAUGCCACCACCAUCAAUCACCACCACCACCACCAAGCUGUUCUUGCUCCUCCUCCUCCUCCAUGGAGGCCACUGCCUGAAGAGCUUGGACAUGGCCAUGGAGAUGGAGAUGGAUUCAGAGGCUCACAGCAGGAUGCUGUGGGAGUCCAGCAGCAGCAACGGCAGGAGGUACAUCAGCUACGACGCCCUGAGGAGCGACGUGGUGCCGUGCUCGAGGCAGGGUGUCCCUUACUAUAACUGCAGGAUCAUGACCACCGCCAACCCUUACACCCGGGGAUGCGAGACCAUCACCAGGUGCAGGGAUGUGGAUCCGUGAUUACUACUGCACUGCCUGCUUGUUUUGCUGGAUGAUCUUGCCAUGAGAGGAAUUGCAGGAGUGGCUACCUGAGAUGCAAAUCUUGGUUUUUAUUUUUUUUUUGUUUUUCUUUUACCCUCUCUUCUGUUCUUUCUUCUUCUUUAUGUUCUGCAUUUGCUGAAUCAUUGUAGGUGAUUCAUGGAUGAUUUACAUGUUCAAAGAUCUUAUGAGUAUGUAUAUGUAAGAUCUGGUUGCAAGCUAUAAUAUUAUAAGGAAGCUUGGAUCAGGGGAGGUGUGCUGCUUUGUGCUUGAAAUUGUCGGCAUUGAUAAGAUUUGAUGCCAUCAAUUGACAUGGAAAUUGCUCCUUUUCUUCGUU